AUGAUGUCACCAGGAAGUGACACAUCACAUUCUAGCAUUUGGGCUGAAACUCUAUCACCCUCUGCCAGAGCCAACCUGAAAAGAGGCAUCCGACAGGCUAAGCUGGGCUACAGGCAGAGGAUUGAGGAUAAAUUCAACACGAAUGACAUGCAGCAGGUGUGGCAGGGGAUUCAGAAUAUCACCAAUUAUAAACCAACUCUUGCUGCGGUUGAUGGAGACCCUUCAUUGGCGGAGGAGCUUAAUCUCUUCUUUGCCCGUUUUGAUGUAGAGCCGAAGGGGACAGUCAUAUUACAACCAUCUGUCCAUGGUGGCCCCUCCCUCAGGGUAGAAGAGCAUGAGGUGAGGCGGGCCAUUUCAGCCGUUCAACUGGUAUCAUCAGGUCCAGGAACAUUGAGACCCGGAGAGAAUCUCAGUCUGGUCUGUAAAGUGACAGGCGUCUCCAUCACUGACAGCAGCUAUGCUUGGCACUGGACCCGCCAGCCUCCUGGGAAAGGUCUGGAGUGGGUCGGAAGAAUAUACCUUUAUGAUGGGAGCAAGUACAACGCCUCUUCUCUCCAAAGUCGUGCCACCAUCUCUGCAGACUCCUCCAAGAACCAGUUCUCCCUCCAGCUGACCCGCCUGACAGCUGCUGACUCUGCUGUGUAUUAUUGUGCCCGACAAGCACACUAUUGGGGGGGGGACAUAGUAGAUCUG
Gekko japonicus is the source of this 693-nucleotide messenger RNA. RefSeq lists its product as uncharacterized. The annotation marks the transcript as partial. The record is from RefSeq and is a predicted model, not a curated record. Gene Ontology annotation, molecular function: antigen binding; immunoglobulin receptor binding. Gene Ontology annotation, biological process: phagocytosis, recognition; phagocytosis, engulfment; complement activation, classical pathway. The transcript has 3 exons. Gene Ontology annotation, cellular component: blood microparticle; immunoglobulin complex, circulating; external side of plasma membrane. NCBI's taxonomy places the organism in Eukaryota, Metazoa, Chordata, Lepidosauria, Squamata, Gekkonidae.